CACUCUUCACGGUUGUGAUUUCUAUUGUGUUUCCCUCAUUAAUUAUUCAURAGUUUUACAAGGCAAAUUAAAGUACUAGAGUAACAUCAGCUUCCUUAUCGGCCAUUAUCUGCAGUAUUAGCUAUUAACUUUUGAGUUGGGCUGCCUGUGAUUAUUUCUGCCGAGCAAAACUUUYUAUUGUAUAAUGAGAACCUGCUSUUMAAUUGUCGCUGUCUAAGGCUGAUUUAAACCUUAACUUAUUUCUUCUGUCAUACAUCUGUUCCCAUCAGAUAUCAUUCUUGGCAAAAUUUCACUUUAAUUAUUCAUAUUUUUUCCCAUCAAACUACUUGGGCUACCUGUGUUUUUGCAAAGAUUUUCUCGGAAGUAGCACCUAUUGACMGACGAAAGAGAAAGUGUUGUUUAGGAGCUUCUCUCGUUCAACAUGUCGCAAAGUUUAUUGCUARGYGUUCACAAUGACGCGAAAGUGUUUGAUAUCAAUUGAURUUUAUUAAUGUCUGUAGAAGUAUAACAGAGUAUGUAUUCAUUAUCGUUUAAACAAUUUGGGUUACCUGUGUUUUUUUUUAUCUGUUACCUGUGUUAUUGUGAAAUAUAUUCUCGGAAGUGGCGUCCUUAUUUGGUCGUUAUGACUGUGAAACCGAAASUGCUGUGUUGCAGAAAGUUGAGAAGCUUUGCUCAAAAUGUCGAUGUCUGAGGCCGAUUUGGAGCUUAUUUCUGCUGGUUUCACGGCUAUUCUCGGCUAUCAAGUUGUCCCACCGAGUCGUGGUCUUGGUUUGCCUAAACUUAACAUCCAGGAAGUGUCAAAAGUGUUUAAGUGUACGUAUAUACCACUAUCACUGGAAGGUGUUAACCCUGACAAAGUGUUUGAUAUUAAUGUAAAAUGUAUAAAUGGUUGGCAAAUAACAAUACAAGUAACAAWCGWKCACACCAUCGCUAAUAUCAAGGCUGACCUUGAGAUCAACCACGACAUCGAGUCGAAAGACAUSAGAUUGAUGUUUGAGGRGAACCCAGUGGAAGACCAUCAAAGUGUUCGAGACAUMGGCAUUCCAAAGGGGGGAACAUUGUUUUUGUUGUUACGACUUAGAGGGGGUGGCCCUGAUUUUCAGUUGGACAUUGAUCUGUUGGACCCACCGCACAACUAUGAUUUUACCUACGUUAGGGAUGAUGGKAAWGUUUAUYGUCGAGGUGGAAAGGAGUACAAGAGGCCAUAUGGAUGGAAGAGAAUUGCCUUSAAGGUUCUUGGCAAAUAUGAAGAUGAYACUUGGCUUGGAACAGACGGAAUACGUACACAGGAAGCCCAAGGUGAAUGGCCCGUGUGCUACCACGGGACAAACAUGCAGUCAGCCAAAAAUAUCUUGUCGUCUGGCUACAGGGCCGGUCCGCGUCAACGAUUUGGUAAAGCGGUCUAUUCCAGUCCUUCUCUUGACAUGGUGGAACAGCAGGAUUAUGCAAAAAGUUUUGUACAUAGGGGCACCACUUAUAAGAUCGCACUUCAAAACCGUGUCAAUCCUUCUCCGGGCCACUUUGAAGUCAUCUCUGCUGAGGAGACAGGGACAGGGGCCGAGURUUGGUUAUCACCGAAACAUGACACAGGGAAUAACAUUCAUGAUAUUAGGCCUUAUGGCGUUUUGUUUAAGAAAGUUGGCUAUAGUAGUGAUGCCGUUGUUUACAAUACGGUUUCGAGUUGUAACUUGCAAUAAGCCAUCUUGAGAUAGACACAGAAAACAUACAAGACACGAAAUAAGUGGUAAAUCACCCCUGUCCGUUAAAGAAAUAAACUGUAGACUCUUAAUAGCAAUCAUAAAUUCGAUGCGCAAAGCAUAUUUAAUACUAGCCAGCAAGUACACUUAGUAACUCGAGAUUGUUAAUAAUCUUUAGAUGGAUAGCGAGUUGGUAACAUAUCCACUGUAGCCGAUUGUAUUUUUAGCGGAGCUCCCGCGGGGGCCGAAGGCCCGCGCGAGCGGAG
Messenger RNA from Exaiptasia diaphana, 1963 nucleotides. RefSeq lists its product as uncharacterized. The transcript has a single exon. The record is from RefSeq and is a predicted model, not a curated record. NCBI's taxonomy places the organism in Eukaryota, Metazoa, Cnidaria, Anthozoa, Actiniaria, Aiptasiidae. The coding region runs from base 678 to 1697 and encodes 339 amino acids. Gene Ontology annotation, molecular function: protein binding.